AUGGAUCUGGCGAGAAAGGCGCGCAUCCUGAUCCGUGAAACACGAAUCCCACUUCUGGUUAUGCUUGUUGAAAUGGCGGUUGAUCUCGUCGAGGAUGAUUUUCGUCUCCGGGUUCAUGAUUCCCAGGCGGUGCUGUCGUCAGGUGAAGUGGUCGUGGGCAAAAGGGCCGGCGCGGUCACGUUCAGCGCAACGAACGCCGCGUCGAGCACAGUGGGCGGCAAGCGGUUCGGCCGGGAUGUCGGCGUCGCAUACUCGAGGCGAGUGCUCUCGGACGCCGCCUCCUUUUGCUGGAACACCUUCAACCAGCCCAGCCCCGCCGACCGCAAGCCCGUCGACGCGGUGACCCUCGUCGUCGAGGACAUCGGCGGCGUGGCCUUCACGAGCGCCAACGGGGUCCACCUCAGCGCCCAGUACGUCGGCAACUACUCCGGGGAUGUGAAAACAGAGGUCACCGGCGUGCUGUACCACGAGACGACGCACGUGUGGCAGUGGAACGGGCAGGGGCACGCGAACGGCGGCCUCAUCGAGGGCAUCGCCGACUACGCCCGGCUGAAGGCGGGGUACGCGCCGGGGCACUGGGUGAAGCCGCGGCAGGGAGACCGAUGGGAUCAGGGGUACGAUGUCACGGCGAGGUUCCUGGACUACUGCGACUCGCUGAAGCCGGGCUUCGUCGCGCUGCUCAACGCCAAGAUGAAGGACGGCUACAGCGACGAUUUCUUCGCUCAGAUCCUGGGGAACACCCUGCAGCAGCUGUGGCAGGACUACAAGGCUAACACCCUUCUCAUUGGAUCGUUUCCAUGACUUAUAAACCGGCUGAUACUGUUUUAAUUGUGAGAGUAUCAUGGCGGAUAAGCAUGGCGAUAAAAUCAAGCGAACAGGUGCGGGAGCUGA
Messenger RNA from Miscanthus lutarioriparius, 891 nucleotides. Lineage: Eukaryota; Viridiplantae; Streptophyta; Magnoliopsida; Poales; Poaceae. The record is from the annotation of a GenBank genome assembly.